AUGGUGCUCAUCAUUCUGGGACUAAGUGUUCUAAGUCUGACCACAGUUAUCGGGAAUGUUCUGGUCAUCGUCUCCAUCAAGGUAAAUAAGAGCCUCCAGACAAUCAACAACUACUUCCUCUUCAGCCUUGCAUGUGCGGACCUCAUCAUUGGUGUGUUCUCCAUGAACCUCUACACAAUCUACAUUGUGGUUGGAUACUGGCCUUUAGGGCCCAUUAUUUGUGACCUCUGGUUAGCUCUGGACUAUGUGGCGAGCAAUGCCUCGGUCAUGAACCUUCUUAUCAUCAGCUUUGAUCGCUACUUCUGUGUCACCAAGCCACUCACCUACCCAGUGAAAAGGACGACCAAGAUGGCAGGUCUGAUGAUUGCAGCCGCCUGGAUUUUGUCCUUCGUCCUGUGGGCUCCGGCCAUCCUCUUCUGGCAGUUCAUUGUGGGUGUUCGCACAGUGCGUGAACGCGAAUGCUACAUUCAGUUCUUCUCCAACGCUGUGGUCACCUUCGGCACAGCCAUCGCUGCCUUCUACCUGCCUGUGGUCAUCAUGAGUGUGUUAUACUGGCAGAUAUCCAAAGCCAGCCGUAGCCGCAUCAAGAGAAGAGUCAGUUGCAAAGGGCCUGGAGUCAGCCAGGAGAACAGAACUCCUGCUCUCUCAAGCACCGCUGGGAAUGGAGAGCAAAGCAAAGAACCGGAGGAUAUGCAAAAACAGAACACUGUUGGUGAGGACAGAGAGAGUGAGAACGACUCCACAUCUGGCAGUGCCAUAGCUUCAUCCAAUCAGAGAGAGGAGGAGGGGGUUUCUAACAGUGACUUGACAGCCGUUCCAACCCAAACUUCAUCGCAAGUGAAAUCAAGCCAUGCCAAACUGCUUUGCUUUGGAAAUUCCUCUCAAAUGACCACACAUAACAGCUAUAAACCUGCAAGUGAACAGACCGGCCAUCACAAAGAAAGGCAAAGUCUGGUGGCCCUGAUCCUCAUGCCCCCGAACAGGAAAAAGAAAAGGAGUGGGUGUUCCAGGGAGAGGAAGGUUACAAGAACCAUCAUGGCCAUCCUUUUGGCCUUUGUGAUUACAUGGACCCCGUAUAACGUCAUGGUGUUGAUCAACACUUUCUGCUCUAUCUGCAUCCCUAAUUCUAUGUGGGUCUUGGGCUACUGGCUCUGCUACAUUAACAGCACGGUUAACCCAGCCUGCUACGCCCUGUGUAACGGCACCUUCAAGAACACCUUCAAGAAGCUGUUAAUGUGCAAGUAUAGAAACAUUCGAGCAGCCAGAUAA
This is a messenger RNA of Trichomycterus rosablanca, 1269 nucleotides long. RefSeq names its product cholinergic receptor, muscarinic 2b (gene chrm2b). The coding region runs from base 1 to 1269 and encodes 422 amino acids. Gene Ontology annotation, cellular component: plasma membrane; synapse; dendrite. The transcript has 2 exons. Gene Ontology annotation, molecular function: G protein-coupled acetylcholine receptor activity; G protein-coupled serotonin receptor activity. Lineage: Eukaryota; Metazoa; Chordata; Actinopteri; Siluriformes; Trichomycteridae. Gene Ontology annotation, biological process: chemical synaptic transmission; adenylate cyclase-inhibiting G protein-coupled acetylcholine receptor signaling pathway; regulation of smooth muscle contraction. The record is from RefSeq and is a predicted model, not a curated record.